CAUAAUUAAAGCUGAUUAGGCAUUAUAAGUUGGAAGUUAACUUGACACUAUGUUAUAAAAUCACUUGAGGAAUAGUGCCACAGAUUACGUAGCCACCAUGAGUUGCAGUUGGUGUGUACAAAGCUACCUGGUUGUUAUAUUUCAUGUCUUACAUACUGUGUGGACAGUGCCCCCACACCAUUGCCUGGCAAAAUUUAACCAUAGCGACUGCCAUUUGCCACCGCGACCCGUGUUCUCCUACUACAAGCCAGGUUCAAGAUGUGAAAUCGAAAUCUGGAGGGGAUGUCCAACACUCAAUAAAUUCGAAAAUGAAUACGCAUGUGCACAGAACUGUAUUUUUAGAAAUUCAUCAGUUCCUAUAGAAGAAAUUGAUGAAUGUUCAUUAAAACUCAACACGGAAAUGUGUGACAAUGAGACGCAUACAGUAUACACAAACGUGGAUGGCCAGUGUAUCGAAGCGGAGUGGGGAGGCUGCGAAACACAUAAUAAAUUUGAUUCCGAAGAAGAAUGUCUCGAGACGUGUCACAUAGAAAUCAAAGAACCAAGUUCUGGCAACUCACAAGAAAAUGAAAUAUUGCAAGAUAUCAAUGAUUUAUUGAAAUAUUUAAUUAGUGAAGCGACGGAAAAUACACCAACAGAAGAGACCUAUACAGAAGAUACCACUACAGACGAUACUACUACAGACGAUACCACUAUAGACGAAACCACUGUAGACGAUACCACUGCAGACGAUACUACUGAAGACGAUACUCCUGAAGAUGUUACUCCUGACGACGAUACUGCUACAGAUGAUACCACUACAGAAUUCGAAAGCACUACACCAGUUUUAGCAGAUAUAAUAGCUUGAUAGUAACAACAAUUAAUUAUAGUUUGCAUACUACACCGGCCUAAAACAGCAACAUUAGAGAGAAAAAAUCCCUCAUUAUGCCAUUUUCAAUAAAAAAUAUAUAGGUACCAGGGAAAGCAAUCUCGAUAUAGCAAGAUCUCUCUUAAGCCCCAGUUUCACGAAAUUGGCGUUCUCUAAUUCUGACCAAAACGCGGAUUAAACCAAAGGACUUCAUAGGUGUCCUUAAUUUUUUGGUACCGCUCUCAUUAUAUAUGUAGUCGGAUACACGCGUCACACGGCGCCCCUCUGCAACCUGGUGCCCUAGGCACUUGCUCAGUUUGCCCUAGUAAACAUACGCCCAUAGCAGCGGUAAGUCUCCUUUAUGAGGAGUGGCUUGAGAGACGCUACGGUUUCCUCGUGUCCAGUAAGCACCUGCAUCCGGUGGUAGGUGAGGACGCCGUGACGCCUCUCUAGCCACUCCUCAAAGCGGGGACUUACUUACCGCUGCUAUAACAGCGAGCCCAGCUCUCGGUUGCAACAGUCGUUGCUCCCAUUCCGCCAUGAGAUCGCGCCGGAGCUCAUCCCGCCGCGCACUAAUCUGGCGCGGCAGUGGAGUUUCGCCCCGGCAGACGUAACGGGUUACUGGGGUUCCGGUUCAAAGUAGGAGUAGGAACUGGGUGUUUUUUUUAGUCAGUAAGAGACUGACACUUUCUUUUGCCUAACCCAAGGCGGGUGAAGGCACUGAAUGAUUUUCCACCCUCAAAAUAAGAACCGCAGCGGGCGAAGUGAUUGUAUAAUUUUCCCCACAAAAGGUGGGGCACAGGCAUGCUACGAUACUAAUAAGUCUGUAUAUUUUACUAUUUUUCUGAGUGCGUGUUAGUGAGGUUAUUGGUAUUAUUUUAUGUCUGUACUUACAUACUUGUAAAGUUUUGUUCUGCAGUGCGUAUAUGCUGCACAGUUAGUUGUAAAUGAUAUAUUAGACAUAUUUGUGUGUGUUUGCUGUUUAUGUAAUUUAUAAUUACAUAUAUAAUUAAUGUAAUGUAAAGUAAGAUAAUUGUUCUAGUUUUCCUUUGUAAAAUAAAGUCAAUACAAUUUUAGAGAAA
This is a messenger RNA of Spodoptera frugiperda (fall armyworm), 1929 nucleotides long. RefSeq lists its product as uncharacterized. NCBI's taxonomy places the organism in Eukaryota, Metazoa, Arthropoda, Insecta, Lepidoptera, Noctuidae. The record is from RefSeq and is a predicted model, not a curated record. The coding region runs from base 98 to 847 and encodes 249 amino acids. The transcript is spliced from 3 exons. Gene Ontology annotation, molecular function: serine-type endopeptidase inhibitor activity.